AGGGCGGGCCGAGGUCCGGUAAGAUCCCUGGAGUGUAGUCUGCACGGUGUCCCUCUCUCCGCCAUGGCUCCUACAAACGUACAAAAGAGAAUAUUGUCCCUGUUCGAAUUUGUUAACUUGAACACCAAGGAUAAAUUCAGCAGGAUCGUCGAAAGGGGAGAAAAAAAUCUCGGAAUACUCGGACGAGGACAGCUAUUUUCGUGUUUCCACAAGGAACACUUAGAAGAAGCCAGAGUGUUCUACGAGAUGCUGCUCGCCGCUCCGACUUUCGACGACUUUCUGGACCUGUGCCAUCAAGCCCGUGAUUAUCUCAACGAAGGAUUGUUCAUAUAUGGUCUUUCCGUCGCCAUACUUCACCGUGAAGAUUGCAGGGGUAUAACUUUACCCCCAAUCCAGGAGAUCUUCCCCGACAAAUUCAUUAACGUCGAAACUCUGCACGCGGCCUUCAACCAGAUUCAGGAAGCUGGAAAAGUCGAAGUUGGAACAGAGAUCAUUGUCGAUUGGAGGACAUCCGUUAGACACGAUCAACGAGUACAAGAUCCCGAAUUUCGCCUGUUCUACUACAGAGAAGACAUUGGUCUGAAUGCUCAUCAUUGGCAUUGGCACUUGGUGUACCCAGCAACGUGGGAUGCUAAAGUAACUCAUAAAAUAAAGAACAGAAAGGGAGAGCUUUUCUACUACAUGCAUCAACAGAUGUGUGCACGUUACGAUUGCGAGAGAUUGUCCAACGACUUGCCUAAAAUGAUACCUUUCCACAACUUUCACGAAGCUCUGGAUGGAUAUUCUCCACGUUUGACAUCCAUCAUCAACGGUCUUCCCUAUGCCAGUCGUCCGGCUGGUCUCAAAUUGCAAGACAUGAAAGAAGUAUCAGUCCAAGAUUUGGAAAGAUGGAGAGAUCGUAUAUUAGCGGGAAUCCAUCGAGGAUAUGUUACAGCCGACGAAGGCAGAGAAAUUGCACUAACGGAAACCUUUGGCAUCGACAUACUCGGAUCGUUAAUAGAAGCUAGUGUGGAUUCUGUCAACAAAGAAUUCUAUGGCAGUUUGCACAACUGGGGCCACGUUAUGAUGGCUGCCAUUCAAGAUCCUACGGGAAAAUACAUCACCAAUCCAGGUGUUAUGAGCGAUACCGCCACUUCACUUCGAGAUCCAAUCUUCUAUCGCUGGCACAGAUUCAUCGAUAAUAUUUUCCAAGAAUACAAAAACAAAUUACCUCCCUACAACAAGUAUCAGCUCGGAUUUACCGGUAUGGAAGUCAGAAACGUCACACUGGCAACCAAACACACCGACCCUCACAAAGUGCACACCACCUUCGUCUCUGGUCUCUUGGAUAUAACAAACUCUCUACCUUUAGGAACUAACGCUGUGGUUAAGAUCAGGUGGCCACAUCUGACUCACGAGGAAUUCUCUUACAAAAUCCACGUGGUGAAUCAAUCAGCAAGAGUGAGACCAUCGACCGUGCGUAUCUUUUUAGCACCCGUGUACGAUGAACUCGGAAACGAGAUAACUAUUAACAAUCUGCGAUCCCUGAUGAUCGAGCUGGAUAAAUUCAAUUACGAUGUUCAACCGGGAUCUAACUUAAUUGUACGCAAAGCUGAAGAUUCGAGUGUAACAUUGUCUAACGAGUCAACCUUCAGCGAACUUCUGAAAGGAAAAGGACAUUCAAGUGCUAGUGAAUACUGCAGUUGCGGAUGGCCUCAACACUUACUACUUCCUAAGGGCAACUCUAGAGGAAUGGAUUUCCAUCUCUUCGUUAUGCUAACAGACUGGCUGGACGAUGCGAUCGGAGAAACAGGCCAAACUGGAUUAUGCGUGGAUGCAGUGAGCUACUGUGGUGCUAAAGAUCAAUUAUAUCCUGACAGACGAGCUAUGGGUUUCCCAUUCGAUCGUCGCAUCGAAGCCAAUUCUUUCUCAGAAUGGCUCCUACCCAACAUGUCCGACACUAUUGUUACCAUUGUGCACGACGACAAUUAAAAAAAUAAAAACAAUUAUUUGAGAACCUUAAAAAUCACCGGAGAAUAGCACUCGAUAAAAACUACAUUAUAUAAAAUGAAAACACUAAAUUGUAACUUUUCGAAAUAAUAAAAAUAAAUUUGAAAAUUUA
Messenger RNA from Centruroides sculpturatus (bark scorpion), 2101 nucleotides. RefSeq names its product hemocyanin B chain-like. The coding region runs from base 64 to 1971 and encodes 635 amino acids. The record is from RefSeq and is a predicted model, not a curated record. Lineage: Eukaryota; Metazoa; Arthropoda; Arachnida; Scorpiones; Buthidae. Gene Ontology annotation, molecular function: oxidoreductase activity. The transcript is spliced from 9 exons.